This is a messenger RNA of Plasmodium gonderi, 1068 nucleotides long. RefSeq lists its product as hypothetical. The coding region runs from base 1 to 1068 and encodes 355 amino acids. The transcript has a single exon. The record is from RefSeq and is a predicted model, not a curated record. Lineage: Eukaryota; Apicomplexa; Aconoidasida; Haemosporida; Plasmodiidae.
AUGGAGAACCUUUACAAUGAUAUGGAAGAAUAUGGAAAAAUAUGCCAGCUGUAUUCCGAGAAAAAACAAAAAAGAGAAAAACAAUCGAACAAUAUUAAUGACGUACUAGAUGAAGAUAUAUUAUGGAUGUAUGAAACAAAGGAAGAGAAAGAGGCAAAAGAGCAGGAAGAAUUUUUAUUAGGAAAAAAAAUUGAUAUGCAAAAAUUAAUGGAAGAAGAGGAAGAAGCCAAAAAGGAAAUCAUAAAACAAAAAAAUAAUAUAGACCAUUUGAAUAAAAUCAGAGAGGAUCCAUUAACUAUUAUUAAACAAAUGGAAAUUCAAAGGAAGAAAAUGUUGGAUAAUCAGAUGAGGUUUAUGGAACUACACCGUUCUAGGGAAAUGCCAUAUGGUAAUGUCUUAAAUAGACAAAGUUGCAAAUCAAGUGACAACUCGUCAGAUGGUGAAGGAGUGAAAGCGAAAGAUAAGGAGAAAGAAAGGAAGAAAAGAAAGAAAGAGAAAAAAAGGAUGGAGAAAAUAAAGAAGGAAAAAAAACGAGAGAAGAUAAAACUAGAAAAAAAAUAUAAUGAAAAAAAGGAAAGAAAAAGGGAAAAGAGACGAAAAGAAAAAAGGAAACAUAUAAAGGAUAGGAAAGAAAGGGAAGUCAGCUCAGACACAGAAUCCGAAAUAGAAAAGAAAAAGGAAAUGAAAAAGGUGAGAAAAAAUAAUCAUAGCAGUAGUAAUGAAUUGUUAAAAGAAAAAGUUAGGGAUAGACUUACCCAUAGUAAAAGAAUACGAGGAGAAAGCACUGAAAGCGAAAAUAGACAAAAUUACCAUCGUCCCUUAAUUGCAACGUCGAAGAGAAAAAGAGAAAGCAAGAGUAGCUCUAGACAUAGCUCUGUUCACAGAAGUUUUCGUAGAAGGGACAUCUCCAAUUAUAAUAGCAGAGAUCAAAAUGGGAAAAAAGAAAGAAAUUGGAGAAUGCAAUGGGAAAAGAAGAGGCAAAGGGCGGGAAAAAAACAAAUAGACCUACACAGUGACACGCAAAGUGACAUGGAACGUGAAAGAAAAAGACGAACAAGAGAGCACUAA